Molecule: messenger RNA, 2035 nt
Organism: Ctenopharyngodon idella (grass carp)
Lineage: Eukaryota; Metazoa; Chordata; Actinopteri; Cypriniformes; Xenocyprididae
Gene: igsf5a
Product: immunoglobulin superfamily, member 5a
Exons: 10
Coding region: 548-1531 (327 amino acids)
Biological process (GO): cell-cell adhesion
Source: RefSeq, a predicted model, not a curated record
CAAAUACAGUGUGUCCCUGAGCCACAGGGCAUGUAGUUUCGUGUAUAAGCAGAAUAGGCCUAUGUGUGUCAGGCCUGACAACGUCAUUGUUACCUGUUUGCAUAUGUCCUUCUCUGUACACUAUACAAGCAGCUGAUGCCCAGUGAAACUGGGUGUGUCUGUUUCAGAGGAUUUAAAUCAACUGCAUUCAAAUACAGCUUUGUGUGAACCCAAACAGAUGGGUCAUGGGCUCAUGCACCCCAAAGGUAAUCUUUUGGGUAGACGGACCACCUUGUUUGACAUGUCAACGUGAUUUCAAAUCCUCACGAGAUCUGCAGACAUAUGCAAAGCAGACAGGCUCGAUGGGUUUCGACUGCAUGGAGACGUAACAUGUCUUUGAUAACAUGACGAGCAGCAGCCAGCUGGACUUUGGCCCCUCUGUAGGCCGACAGGUGAUACAGGUGAUCUGACGAAGAAGUGUUUCUCUUUUACUAUAUUAAUAUUUUGAUUAAUUCCAUGGAAUCUUUUUGAGGGCUGUGGAUGCUGGUGUGAUGAUAACUGAGGAAACAUGGACGUUUUUACACUGGGUCUUUUUUUUCUGAUCACCAAGGGAGUGUCGGCUGAGGUGCAGCUCCAGCCUCUAAAUGCAGCAGUGCUCAGUGGUUCGAAGGCUCGGUUCAAUUGCAGUUCAACCCAGCCCACAUCCGUCAUGACCUGGACAGUCAAUGGACUCUUGGUUCUCACCAUUAUAGAAACAUCUGGGGUGCUGAACAGCACAGACCGUUUUUAUGCCACAAAUUUCACCACACCUGGAAAUUACAAAUGGGAGUUUAUAAUUAGCAACGUGCAGAUAGGCGAUGCUGGUGAAGUCACCUGUCAGGUUUUGGGUGGAGAGCUUCAGAUGUCCACUCUUUCUGUACAAGAACGUGGCAGUGUCGAGAUCGUAGGUGGAAAUCAGACCAAAACGGAAGGAGCUCAGACGGAGUUCCGGUGCCGGGCCGUGGGCUGGUUUCCGGAGCCCAACAUGUCCUGGUCUGUAAAUGGAGUGGAAAAUUCCUGCAACAGAAGCUCUGAAACACAGGGAAGUCUGUUUAACUCCAGCUGCACAUUGACGGUCAGUGCCGUCAAAAAUUCUUCUGUUCAGUGUCUGGUCAUGGUACCUGCCCUGAGCACACCGGAAAGCAACACUGUCUUUCUGACCGUCGAAAAGUCUGCUAAAAGAGACCAGACGGUGUUGAUCGCUGUCACUGUUGCCUUCAGUGCUGCUGCUCUUUUGUUUCUAAUCAUCUAUGGAAUUUUUUUCUUCUGCAAGAGAAGGAAGAAAAAAUCAAGCUACCAAGAGGAGGUCAGGAGGGCACAAGUCCAGUCCCAGAAUAGGACGCCUGGCACACAAGAUGUGGGAGUACGGGACAACCAAGGAUAUAUUACAGAUGGUCAUGAUGGACACACCAACGGCGGAGUCUGGUAUACGAACUAUUCUAACAAAAAUCAGAUGCCUGAUGGCUUUUCUGAGGAUGGUCCCAAGAAGCACAGACACAUGACCAUCGUCUAGAGACUAAAUCUGACUGGUGAACCUUUCUGUUGGAAUUCACAGACAGCAGGUGUUCUGGCUUUCUUCUUCUCUCUUGUGCAUAAAAUCAUCACUUUAGGUUUAAUUACAGAAGAAAAAGAGCACGAGGGACUUUAUAUCAGCACCUGCACAGGAUUAUUUAUUGGAACACAGUAGCAUUUUCUCGGUGGUCUCAGACCUUUGGACCCAACUGAAUACUGUAUUUUUACCACCAAUGCAUGUUUCACAUAAUGAACUCACUUUUUAGUUUUUAUGGACUUUAAAAGAUAAACAUGAUCGUGAGUGCGGCCAAUGGGUUGGUUAAAAUCCACCCAUGUCUGAAUAGUCAUAUGAACAAAGUAUAUCAGAUGUUGUGUUGAUUUAUUGUAUAUCCUUGCAUGUGCAUAAUGCAUGCAACGGAUGCUUGCAUUUUCACAGCAGGUUUGUUUGAAUCAACAACAUCCUGUUUUCUCCAGAAUUAUAAAACCAUCAGCAUAUGGCACAAAA